Phaeodactylum tricornutum CCAP 1055/1 is the source of this 4069-nucleotide messenger RNA. RefSeq lists its product with no specific name. The transcript has a single exon. The record is from RefSeq and is a predicted model, not a curated record. The coding region runs from base 142 to 4032 and encodes 1296 amino acids. Lineage: Eukaryota; Bacillariophyta; Bacillariophyceae; Surirellales; Neidiaceae. Gene Ontology annotation, biological process: protein secretion.
GUGGGUCAAAUAACUUUAGCUUCCGAGAAACAGCGUCUGUAGAAACACCUUCGAUUCAAUUACAGCGAAUUGUUUUGUAUCGUUUGGUUCCGCUAUCUGUGCAAAACGCGAUAACAAAUCAGAAAUAGGGUACGGUGGAGAAUGGCAACUCAAGACAAUAGCAUGUCCGACUCAAGUUUUCCGUCGCAGGAAUUACUGGUUAGCGUGGAGGCAGUCGCCAUGAAUGGUGUUGUGGCCUGCAUACAAAGUGUUGUGAAAGAGAUUCGAGAGAUUCCGGAAUUUCAGCCCCAAACGCUGUCGUUAGCCAGUCGGAAGAACGGGAGCGCGACUGGGACCAAGGAUGAUAGGACGAGAAGCAUACGCGUGUACACUCGUUUACGUGAUGCCGGCAUCGUGAAGCGCGUCGACGAAAUCAAGCAACAGCUUGAUGAGAUCCUCACCAAUCAGCCAGAAAGAGGGUGUGACGUUUUUGAAAACGCAGCAAAUAAUGUUGGAAUCGACGACGAGCGAUCGCUGCUUUUGCACAUGAUACUCAUCCCUUUGAUAGGAGACCUCGGACGAUGCUACGCUGUUUUGGACCAAGCGCCACCCCCUUCGACUGCCCCGCAAACAUCAGCUUUGCUCAAUCGGUCUAAACGAUCUCCAUCCGUACAAAGCCCGCCGCCACCGAUUGGUAUGCUUUCUGUUCAACACUACACAGACGUCGCCGCAUGUUUGGAACUGCUCAUUUGCAGCAGUAUUUUACCAAAAUUGGAACCACACGUACUGUGGAAAGCGGCUGAGCGUGCGCACUAUACCCUGCCGAAGUCUAUAGCUGGACGUGUACCACUCCCAGCGCUAACGUGGGCGUCACUGCAAACACAAAAACACCAUGACUAUUGGGAGGCAAACGCUGCCUAUGAGUUGGUGUGUACGGCAAGUGCGCUGGGUUCCGUUCUCUUGUUGGAUCGGUUUCGACCAAUGCUGUUGCCGCGACACGUGGCAGAUAUUUAUGCUGCUCUGCUGCAAGGGGAGGCGUUGCUGGCUCGGGUACCGUUGAUGGAGGAGUGCAGACCUACUGUGACAAGACUGCAAAUUUUAUCGAGGCGCGUCGGCUUGGAUGCAGCCUCGGUGUCUUCAUGCGUGGUGGAUUCUCAUUCGCAAGCCCGUGCCUUGCAAAAGCUUUUGCUGCAGGGAACGCGUGCCCCGAGCUGGCUGCGCUUGCGGGUAGGAAAGUUGCUGAACGAUUUGGCUUGCCGAGACUUGCCUUCAAUCGUUGAUGUUUUCGUACAGGCCGCUCCCAAGGAGCGGACAGCCGCCAGUACACGGCUUGCGCAGGUACUCGUUCCAAAAACGAUUCAGCCGAAAACGUACUACCAGGCAAUCCUGAAGCAGAUGUUUGUAUUGCUGGAUCGGGUUGGCGUGACGACAGAAAGCAAGGUGGUAUCGAUAGAGUCACUGCAACUAGGCGGUCUGAGUCGGCAAGAUAGCUGCUCCCUUGAUCUAGUCCGCGCGGUCCUUGAUCGGCUACCUUUUUGUUUCCUCGAGGAGCAAUUUUUGCCAGAGUUGGUGAAGUUAUUCACGGGACAACAGGAGCGAGGUGUACACGUGGCCGUCCGGAGACUGGGUGUCCUGACUUGUCAAUUUUCACCUUCUUUCGAUCCUUCGCGAAUAUCUCAUUUGAUGCUUUACCGAAUCGACGGGUGCGAGAAGGACUUAUCAAUUGGGACUCCUCUCAAUUUGCUUGGCCUGCUGACAAGAGUCGCUGUGAUGCCGUCAGUAUUGCAUCUCGCAGUAAAGGACGAUUCCCUCUGGACACUCCGUGCUACCUUACACGCAAUAUCUCGCUCAGCGUUUGGAACCGACGGUGAUUCAAUUGACAGUGUCGAUGUCUCCGCAGUCGCAGUACUGUACGCCCUUGCUCCUUCCAGUUCUGAUAUGGAAGGAUAUGCAUUUCGUAGUGUUUCCGGAGAAGGCGAAGCCAAUGUUUAUGAUUCAGUCUCCUACAGGAAAUGUGCUGGUUCAAAUAUAGAUGACAAGUACACGCUGGAACAAGCUGUCGGAGAUAUUGAAAAACGAGCAGUGUUUGUGGUAGAGAAGCUGCUGUUGCCUCUGUGCUCACCCAAGGAAGACCUAACAAGCCUAACUCAAGAAAUGUUGCCGUCACGAAUGUUUCAACUGACUCUGACCCUUUACUUCAAGACGUUCGAAUCAACCCAGGAAGCCGAGAAGACAGCCAGUCUUUGCAACGUUCUUUUUCGCCAAGACCUCUUUCGACUUGUCUCGCUAGUCUUGCUUCCUCUUUUGUGUGAUCAGUGUCCUCCUGCAACUUUGUUGCUCUCCGCUUCGGCAAGCCAGGGUGUGUUCGACUUGAUGAAGCUCGUGUUUAGGCUUGCUGACGAAAUUGGGAAUGAUCAAAUAGCGAGCCACAGUUCCCCAAAACAUAACUCAUUGAAGAGUGCCGAGAUGGAUGACGCUGUCCUGCAAUUUUUGCCAUGUGCCAGCUUCUUCUGCAAAGUCUUACAUCUUAAACCGCCAAUAAUAAUCACCUAUGAGAGGGCAUUUGGCUCGAGCAAUGACGAAGUGCUUCUUUCUGUGACAUCGGUCCUUUUAAGUCUUCUGGUUGGGGUUCUUGAGCUCGGAGCUGAAAAACGCUCAUCAUCUGACGAGAGUGUCUUGCGCUCUCUGGUUCCUUUGCUGAAAAGUUUAGCUUCUGAAAAGAGAACGUCGGCAGCAACGUCUUCGGCUUAUUCAGAGAUAUCAGAAGUAGCAAGUCACGCUAUGGCAUUGAUUGCUUGCAGAAGGGAGGGACGACAAAAGCCAUCCAGCUCUACUCCAAUAUCAUUCGCGGCAAAAAUUAUUGAAAUCCAAGAGGAGAUUACCUCCUUUGAGCCACCGAUCCGAGCGCGUGGCGUCGUCUUGUUACGGCAUUUGGCCGCAAGUUUGUUGAGAGACGAUAUUCUUGGUAGCCAGAGAAACUCAAAAGUCAUUUCGUCUGAUGAUGAAAGUGAGGAUAAGUUGGAACGAAUUCUAGUAAUCUUGUUCUUUGCAUUGAAAGAUCAGGAGUCCUACGUUUUCCUGGCGGCUAUUCAAACUCUGGUUGCGAUAGCCGAUGAGCGACCAACGCAUUUUCUUCCGUUACUAUGUAGAGGAGUCUCACUAGGAGCUGUGCAAUUGGCUCGAGAGGAAGUGCUUCUUUCUUCGGAGCAGAGAAUCAAAGUUGCUGAAGCUUUGCUUUUCGUUAUCCGACGGAGAGCAGGAAUAUACGAACAUUUGUCAAGCCUGCUUGGUAUGCUUGCGUUAGGGUCAGUCGAAAAGUUAUCUCAUGACUUAGACACCCCGUCGCAAGCAUUGCAGAUUGCUGAAGAGACUCAUGCCUACUUCCUGAAUAUAGAAUCGAGACAUGCAAAAGAAGAGGAGUUAUCUGCUUACGAUGCCCCGGACGACGUGGAUGUUCGACUGAGAACGGGAGGACCCCUUUUUGCCUCAGAGGAGGCAGACGCUGUUAUUGCAUCCAUCAUGAACGUUGUCACUGAGGCUGUGGUAAUAGCGCAUCCCUCGCUAAGUGCACAUUUCUGCUCUGUUCUAAUUUCUUGUGCAGUCGAAAAGCUACGCUUAGGAAGCGCUCGUCCUCUUCGACGUGCCGGGGCCCUUCUAGCUAGAGAGUUGUACGGUUCUCUAAUUCGUGAGCAAGACGAAUUUCUGAAUUCCAUUACAAAUGAUAAGGAAAGUUGCUGUCCAAUGUCCGUGGCAAUGGUAUCGGCCGGAGAGGAAAGUCUCUAUGCAACACUGGUUCGCUGCGUCAAUUAUUACGAUCUCAAGGAUUCGCAGCUGAGCAGAACAUAUGACCCGACGACGGCGAUUAGGUGCCAAGAAGCUUUACAAUUGAGGGAACAAGGAGAGGCGGGGGGGAUCCUUCCGGCCGGCCGUCUUGUGGCAGCCUCAAAAAGUGAAGACGAGAAAAACCCGAUUGUACGUCUAUUUGCUCAGGAAAACCGAGACAGUCUGAUCGAGAAAAUUGGGCUCCCACGUGUUUCUGUAUCACAACUGUAGACGUAAUCAUUUUGAAUAGAGCACUAGCUGAUCGAAC